This is a messenger RNA of Juglans regia (Persian walnut), 2358 nucleotides long. Its product is annotated as 2-isopropylmalate synthase 1, chloroplastic-like. Gene Ontology annotation, cellular component: chloroplast. NCBI's taxonomy places the organism in Eukaryota, Viridiplantae, Streptophyta, Magnoliopsida, Fagales, Juglandaceae. Gene Ontology annotation, biological process: L-leucine biosynthetic process. The record is from RefSeq and is a predicted model, not a curated record. The coding region runs from base 54 to 1961 and encodes 635 amino acids. The transcript has 12 exons. Gene Ontology annotation, molecular function: 2-isopropylmalate synthase activity.
GCAUCUUUACUAAGUAGUGCGGCGGCUCUUACCCAUUGCAUCCCUCAAUCACCAUGGCCUCCAUUUUCACAAACCCCAAAUUCUACGCCACAACUCCUGCAACCUCCAUUUCCGCUUCCGGUCCCUCCAACCCAACCAUCCCGCACCACUCUCUGCUCCAUUUCUCCCCCAAACCCUCCUCACACCCUCCUCCUUUCCCCAAUGCCUCCGCUAGAAAAGCCGCCGUCUCCUGUUCCCAGCAACACCAAACCCCACCGAUAACGGCUACAUACCCCACGCCAAAGCGACGCCCCGAAUACAUCCCCAACCGCAUCUCCGACCCCUCCUAUGUCCGCAUCUUCGACACCACCCUCCGCGAUGGCGAGCAGUCCCCCGGUGCCUCCCUCACCUCAAAGGAGAAACUCGACAUCGCCCGUCAGCUCUCCAAACUCGGCGUUGACAUCAUCGAAGCCGGCUUCCCCGCCUCCUCCAAGGACGACUUCGAGGCUGUGAAGGCCAUUGCCAAGGAAGUCGGUAAUGCAGUCGAUAAGGACGGCUACGUUCCGGUCAUCUGCGGUCUCUCCCGUUGCAAUGAGAAGGAUAUACGGACGGCGUGGGAGGCGGUGAAGUACGCGAAGCGGCCAAGGAUUCAUACCUUUAUAGCAACCAGUGCUAUUCACAUGGAAUACAAAUUGAGGAAGACGAAAACGGAGGUGAUUGAGAUUGCCAGAAGUAUGGUAAAGUUUGCCCGGAGCUUGGGCUGCGAGGAUGUCGAGUUUAGUCCCGAAGAUGCUGGGAGAUCGGACAGGGAGUUUCUGUAUGAAAUAUUGGGUGAAGUUAUCAGGGCUGGAGCCACAACUCUAAACAUACCUGACACUGUGGGUAUUACUGUACCAAGCGAAUUUGGAAAACUGAUUGCUGACAUAAAAUCCAAUACCCCUGGAAUAGAAAAUGUUAUUAUCUCAACUCACUGCCAAAAUGAUCUUGGACUUUCUACCGCUAACACUGUAGCAGGGGCAUGUGCAGGUGCAAGGCAGCUGGAGGUAACAAUAAAUGGCAUUGGUGAAAGGGCAGGGAAUGCUUCACUUGAGGAGGUUGUGAUGACCUUAAAAUGCCAUGGGGAGGUUCUGUUUGGAGGUCUUUAUACUGGGAUUAAUCCCCGACAUAUCUAUAUAACAAGCAAGAUGGUAGAAGAAUACACCGGGAUGCAUGUGCAGCCACACAAAGCUAUUGUUGGUGCUAAUGCAUUUGCUCAUGAAAGUGGUAUCCACCAGGAUGGAAUGCUUAAACACAAAGGCACAUACGAGAUAAUAGCUCCUGAAGAUAUUGGCUUCGAACGAUCCAAUGAAGCUGGAAUUGUCCUUGGAAAACUUAGUGGACGCCAUGCUUUGAAAAAGCGACUUGAAGAGCUUGGUUAUGAGCUUGACAAUGAGCAACUUGAGGGUAUAUUUUGGCGCUUCAAAGCAGUAGCUGAUCAGAAAAAGAGAGUUACUGAUGCUGAUUUGAGAGCAUUGGUUUCUGAUGAAGUUUUUCAGCCAGCAGUUGUUUGGAAACUUCAAGAUCUGCAGGUUACUUGUGGGACUCUUGGUCUUUCUACGGCAACUGUUAAACUUGUUGAUGCUAAUGGAAGAGAGCAUGUUGGUUGCUCAGUUGGAACAGGGCCAGUAGAUUCAGCUUACAAAGCUGUUGAUCUUAUCGUGAAGGAGCCUGUAACCCUUCUUGAGUACUCUCUAACUGCAGUCACAGAAGGCAUUGAUGCAAUUGCUACCACCCGCGUUCUAAUUCGUGGGGAUAACAGUCGCACAACUACUCAUGCCCAUACUGGAGAAGCAGUUCAUCGGACAUUUAGUGGGAUUGGCGCAGGAAUGGAUAUUGUUGUUUCUAGUGUCAAGGCCUAUGUUGGUGCGUUAAAUAAGAUGUUAGGUUUCAAGGAGAAGUCCCAGGUUAACGAUGCAGCAGAGAGAACGGCCAUCUCUGCUUGAGGAGCUGUGGAAAUUCAUCACAUUUUGCAUGAUGCCUACACAAAACUGGUCAGGAUCAUUAAUCAGUGUGAUUCUCUCGAUGUUUGUACCGUGGUGCAUAGAAUUUUUGGUAUUUUAUUUGACUGCUGGAUAUUUCAUUGUGAUGUGUUAGUUUCAGUGAUAGACCAAGGCAGAGCAUUUUGGAUUUUCCUUCUUAAAUUUAUAAUUUGUGGUAUCUGCAAGUUUUUGGUUGAAUUCAUAAAAAAGGGUUUGGUUUAAGAUUAUAGAUGACGGUUGCUUGUAAUCUAGAUUUGCCAAGAUAAAAGGGUUUCUUUCUUUUAUGUUGAUGGGGAUGAAAUUUUAUGUAUAUUACACGCAGGUAUCUUCUUUUUUGGUUAGUGACGUUGCAAGAAAUUUG